AGGACUACCAGGAGGCAGGACAACUAAAGUUGAAAACUUGGUGUGCGCGAGACCAACCGAUUGCGACGACGAGGUCGAGGGUCGAGGGGGACGGACUGACGAGGACGAGUCGUUUAGUGCAUAAUGGUUGUGUCUUGAUGGAAAAGGACUUUAGUUCGAAUGUGGUGAAAUUCAGAGCUUCGCUGUUGCAAACAAGAAAACAUGCAGUAGCAACAGUAACGAAGCCUAAACUCUGCAACAAACACUUACGACCUUUGUAAUAUAGAUAUAGCUGCUUUUUCAACAGGCGAGUUUACGUUACAAACUCACAAUAAAUUUUACAAGUUAUUACCUACACCAAAUCACGGUCUUGUCUCUCGCACAUAAUAAUUUUUUCGAUAAAAUUUGAAACAUCGUCAUGGAAAAAGAUAAUAAUAUACAAUAUGAAGAAUCGGAGGAAAACAUUAUCAUCAACGAAGUGGAUGGUUUGCCAAAUGUGCAUCCCAACUUUAAAGAACUUGAAUUGAAUUGCACGAAAAAUGAAAACCGUCAGGAUGUAGCUUCACGAUCAUUGGAAGACUUAAUUAAUGACGAGGAUUUACCCACUUCCGUUAUUGUUACAAAUGUUGAUCCUCGUGUUUUCAAAUCAGACGAUCUCAAGGAAGACAUUGAGAAGUUGUUUAAUCAAUUUGGCCAAGAUGCUACGUUUCAGUACUUUAGGUCGUUUAGGAGAAUGCGUGUCAAUUACAGUUCUCCAAGUGCAGCAGCCCAGGCAAGGAUACAGCUUCAUCAGACUCGUUUUGGUGAAACUGAUAUCAAUUGUUACUUUGCCCAGCCUGUUACACCUAUUGACAUAGAAGACCAAUUCUUGCAACCACCCGCACCUCACAAACAGUUUUUGAUAUCUCCACCUGCGUCUCCUCCUCUUGGUUGGGAGCCUAGAGAAGAGAACGAACCUCUUGUAAAUCAUGAUUUGUUAGCUGCUAUCGCCAACUUGACUCCUGGAGAAAGUCACGAGCUCCAUCCAGGUAGUACUAACCAACCAGGCAUCGUCGUGCAUAUCUGUGAAAAUGUUAGCUCUGUGGAAAAAGCAGGUCGCAUCCCUCACACUCGCUGUCCAGACUAAUGAAACAAAAAUCAACGGUGGAUAUUCCUUUUUUCUAAUUGCUGUAAAUUUUUUUUUUUUCCCCAUUACAUCGUGCUUUGCGAGAUACAAUUUUUUGUACAUUGUGUCGCCACCGUCUUGAAUGGAAUUUUUUAAUACUUAUAUACAUUGAACCGGUAUCAGUAUAAAUAACGAAAAUCGUAACCAAAAAAUUCCAAGUAAAAAUAAAACUAUCAAACAGUAUGCGUUACAGCAGCUUACUCUAAAUAAAAAACGAACAAUUCAUCCAUCCAAAGGUUAGAAUAUGUUAAAAAAAUUUGACAGAUAGGCUUAAGUGUUACAAAAUUUUAAUAAUGUUAAAAACGUUUUUGCAUGCAGCCAGCAUUACUGGCCAGCAGCCUCUUGGUGUAAACUCUGAGUGAUGCAUGACGAAUUCUCGAGGUCGUUAAUAAAGUCCCAUGAUUCAAGUUUAAUCAAUUGGUAAAUCUAAAAUAAAUGUGAGUUUUGAAUUGUUCAAGCUUAUUUUUAUCAGUUGAAGUGAAUUGAAGGCAUUACGUUAAUUAAAAUUAAAGAAGUUUAAUAAAUGACGAGAGCAGUGUACAUUACAUCAAUUCAUCAGCUAUCAUUUGAGCCGUUGCACUAUUUAAUUGAUUAAAUCAAAGUUUAUACAGUAUUGUUUUGGCAUCAACGUUGCAUUAAACUUUAUCACUUUGGAAAAACUCGUAGCCAUUCAUGGCAUGUUUAUUUUCUCGUUAAAAAUCAAGUAUUUCACAGCAAUCUUUUAUCGAGAAAUAAUGGCUUUUUCAUUAGGAUAAAAGUUGGAAUACAAAAUGGCUGCCUAAAGGAUAGUUAAGACUACAAAUUGACACUUACAAAAUUACUUUGUAGUGGCAUAAUAUAUUACUUAUAGGAAUUGAAGCGAAGAUGAGUUAGCAAAUGGCUAAAAAAGUUCUGGAGCACAUUAUUGACCCUUUAUUUAAUUUGUUACUUGAUUUAGUGUGUUUCAAGCCAAAACGAAAACGUAGAGACUGUGUUGCUGCUGUACUCUGAAUUUUCGUAAAUUAAAUAAAAUAAAGAUUAUUUUAUGUACAUACUUUACGCCUAUACAGAUUAUAAACGAUCAUACGUCGACGGGCAUAGCUUAUAUAGAUUGAUAGCUGAAAAAAGAUAAAAACGAUCAAAUUCGAUAAACAUUUUAUUAAAUAGAACUAACUUGAUUAAAGUUGUUAUAUGUAAUGUGGUCGUUUUUCAAAUAUCAAUGAUUAAAAAUCUUUCAGUGUCUGAUCGUUCGUUAGUGUUGAAAAAAGUUAAAAUUUACCAACAUCGAUGUGCAUGUAUAUUAACAAAAAGUGUAUAUAUUUAUAAAUAGCCGUUCAUAAUUUUGGAAAUGUUAACUUUUUGUCAAUAUGACCCAUAUUUUUUUUUUUUUUUUUUCAAAUUUUUUUUUUUUUACGGUAAUUGUGAAUGCCAUUAACCCAGAAAAAUGUAUUUCACCGAAAUUGAUUGCUGUAUUACCAAAAAAGCUUAAAAAAUGUCUGACCGUCAAAUAUAUAAAAUUAUACAAAAUAACGCGUCAAAAAUAAGUAUAAUUCUGAGAUAUGGCAAUCAACCGCCACUAUGAAGCUUUUUGGCUACAGUAAUUACAUGUGAUAUCCACUUAAAAGUAUAGACUUGGAGAAAAAAAAAAGUUAUAAAAAAAGAUGUUGGCAGUAUAAUGAUAGGGUAUGGAUGUAUAUCAUUAUUUGUGAAUAUGUGUAUAUAUGUAAAUGUACGUAUUCGAAAAAAAUGCAUAAGAUUACAAAAGUAAGGAAAUAAAAGAAAACAAAUCUAUACUUUUCUCAUCUUUCCUUUUUACAACAUAGGGUACAGCGAUUUUUUAGCCCACCGUGCAGCUGAGUGCGAGAUUAACGUACUUGAUCUGGCACUGUAUUAAAAAAAAAUUAAGUGAGAAUUGUUUUUCAUUGAUCAGAUGAUUAUUUAAAAACAAAAAAUUGU
Molecule: messenger RNA, 3079 nt
Organism: Copidosoma floridanum
Lineage: Eukaryota; Metazoa; Arthropoda; Insecta; Hymenoptera; Encyrtidae
Gene: sra
Product: RRM_RCAN_like domain containing protein Sra
Biological process (GO): calcium-mediated signaling
Cellular component (GO): nucleus; cytoplasm
Molecular function (GO): nucleic acid binding; calcium-dependent protein serine/threonine phosphatase regulator activity
Source: RefSeq, a predicted model, not a curated record